CGUUCAGUGAGUGUUUUCACCGCGUCAUGUGGUUUGUCAGCAACCCAAACCGAUAGUGGGGUCAGGGGUUGAAAGCUUCACACAAAUCUCUACUGGAGGUCUGCGGAAUACCCAGCCGCUGCAGAGACUCUUACCGCGGGCGCUGUUGGAAAGGCUCGGGUCCAGAGGGGAUCGAUGGCGGAUGCGGAACGGUCACCGCUACUGUCCGAGCAGCACGACGGGACCAAUGGUUUCUCUCCCGGGGGAAGCUCGCACGGAUAUCUGCCGAAACCUCAGAGUUUAGCGCCGUUCCCCAGUGCAGUGGUACCGGGUGAACCUCCGCCCCCAUACUCCCCACAGGGCAGCCCGGACAGCGGCAGUGCUCCGGUCAUCAGCUGCCGGGUUUGUCAGAGUUCCAUAUCCGUUGAGGGCAAGACGCAUCAGCAUGUGGUGAAGUGCGGCAUCUGCAAUGAAGCUACGCCCAUUAAAAACGCUCCUGUUGGAAAGAAGUACGUCCGCUGUCCCUGCAACUGUCUGCUGAUUUGCAAAGUGACAUCUCAGAAGAUCGCUUGUCCAAGACCAUACUGUAAACGCAUCAUCAACCUGGGUCCAGUUCACAUUGGUGGGGACAGUCCUGAACUGCGCCAUCAGCCCGUUGGCAUCAGAGUCAUCUGUGGACACUGCUCCAAUACAUUCCUGUGGACGGAGUUUUCGGACCGCACUUUGGCUCGGUGUCCACACUGCCGAAAAGUCUCUUCUAUUGGGUGGCGGUACCCCAGGAGGAGGAGCCUGCUAUGCUUCCUGCUGUUUAUAGUCCUCGCCUCCUCCACUGCAGGACUUUUGGUUGGCACGUGGAAGUCCGCCGAGCACUCUAAAGGAAUUUACGUCUCGUGGGUGCUCCUGAUCCUGUUCACUCUCCUUGCAAUGGCCAGAACUAUCUACUGGAAGUGUCUGAAAAUCAGCGACCCCAUAUCCAACAUCACAUAGAGAGGGAAGGAGGGUUAGGGAGAGGAAGGUGAGAGGGCUGGUGUGUGAACAGAAGGAAAUUUAAGAUGAGGGGGAACCGUAGAUCUAAACCAGAAGUUGAAAAAUGAGUGAUCAACAUGUUAAAAAUACCAGAUUGCAGCCAAAUUGUGUUGAGAAUAUACAUGAAAACGUGACGACACAGAGACAUCAUUUAAUUCCAUUUCUACUUUUUAGCAUCACAAAUUGUGGGUGUUUGUUGCACUAUAGAAAAGAAGUUGAAUGAUAAGAUGAGCGGUUCUGCUUUGCAGGAUUAAUCUAAUGUUUCAGAAUCUGACUCUAUUUUCUGAUUGAAUUAGUUAAAUAGCUGCCUAUUGUAAUUUUUGUGAAAUCCAUAAAUUUAAAUCAGUAAACAAAUAAGGACACUUACAGAGCACAAUCCUUCACCAAGGCAUGAUGAUCAGUGUACAGUAAAUGGAAAAAAACGGAUGCAUUAUUUUAAAUUAUUUCUGAAAAUAUGUGUCAUUCUCGGGUAAAUGAAACCCCCACCAACAGAACUGGUUAAAAAAUAAUUCUGUUUGCCCAAAACACUUGUGGACAUCCGCCAAAAGAUCCUCUGUGCAGAAAAAAAAAACGAGUAGGUGUUUUAGUUAUGUGUAGUUGGGUCAUUUCAGAAUAAGAGCAAGAAUAGUAAUAAUCAAACUGAACAGAUCAGGGAGAAUAAGUUAUUUUGUUCAGUCAAACCUUUGAAUGACCUUUUGUUGUGAGCCACCACAGGAUCAAACAUUCUCACAUUUGCUAUCAAAUGGAUCCAAAAUAGAGCAAAAGCAGAACUGCCUUUAAAGGACUAGGUUGAUAUUUUAAUUGUGCUCAUGCACUUUAUUGCUGAAAAUUGGGCGAGAUGAUUGAUACCGCUCAUGCCUGUGUGGUAAAUAAGAAUUUACAAUUAACAUAGCUUAAUUUAGCUUAGCAUAACUUUGCAUAAAUGUGAAUGAAAUGGUGAAAAAUAUAAAUUAUUUUUUUUUUGUGUUGUGCUUCUGUAGAGCAUUAAAUGCAGGUUUUACAUUGUUUAUUGUUAGCUUUGGAUAUUCUGUUUCUAAUUUUUAUGCCAAGCUAGAGCUAGCCAAGCUAUAGUUAUAUAUUUAAAACACUGACAUGAGAGUGGUAUCGGUCUGGCAAACCAUUCUCUACUAGGGGAAAAACUAUGGAUUCUCUAACUGGUUGGCAAGUGGUUGUUGGAGGUUGCUUGCUGUUGCUAGAUGUAAUUGGUUGCAAAGAGUUGUAUAGUGCUGCACCAAAAAUCCCCUUGUGGCUGUUUUGUCUGCUAGCAGAUUGCCUCACUCUCUUGUAGUUUUCAUAAAAGAUACAACCUCUCUGCAAACAGUUGCCAAACUGUGAAGAGUGUGAAUCACACCCGAAGCAGAGACUGUUCAAUGUGAAAGUUAUGCCUUUUGAAACAUGUUGGUUUCAGUGGUAAGGCACAACUUUUACUUUGAAGUUGAACAAUCUGUGUCCGGUCUGCGUCAAGUUUCACUACCACUAGGGAAAUGUUUUUAGAAGUUGGCGUCUUCCACAUAUACAACAAGGCACUACAGCAAUCUGUUAGCAAUCAAAGCAGUCACAAGGAGAUUUUUGGUGCCACACCCUCUUUGCAACCAGUUUCACCCAGCAACCUACAGGACAGGUGGUUACCAGGGCAAUCACAGACAGGUCUGUAGGCCUGUGGGAAGCCAAAGCAAAUUGAUGAAGAUGAAGAAUACUGCACAAUGAAUGAAAGUCUCAAAGCAGUCAGUAUUUAUAAUGUUUGAAUGUUUUUUAAUGGAUGCAGGGCCCAAAUAUGAGAAAUAAAGUAGUUAAAGGACCUCGAUUACCACACGAAGGCAGAUGGAAUACAAAGGAAACACAUGCAUUUCAUUUUGAAGGGAUUAAACUAUUCAAUGUGUUUACUGAGGGACAGAUUAUUAACUUCUAAGUGUUUUAUUUCCACAGAGAGAAGUGUGUAAAAAGUGCUUUUUAUGCAUACAAAUGAAAUAAUAUAACAAGCAAACCAGUGGAAACUGGUGGAUAAUAUAAAGAGGGAAGUUUAGUUUUAGCUAAUAGAGGGUUUAGUUGGGGAAAUCUUUAAGUAUCAACUGAAAUUAAAUGGCAUUUUUUUGUUUUGUUUUGUUGUCAUGUUGUAUAGUAGCACGUCAGUAAUCUUAUCAGAUCAUCUUACACAGGGUGUUUGGGGCAUUUUAUUAGAUUUUCUUCUGUUUUAUUGCCAGCUUUAUUUUCUAAUGAUUCAUCUCAGAAGAACUCAAAGUUUUUGGUUGAUGAAAUGAUGGCAUGUUUGCAUUUAGUGAAAAUAUCAAAGUGAAAAGGUUCAAAAGUGAACUGUUCAUAUCCUGCUGAAUCAUCUUUGAGUCACAGAUUUCAUUUCAUUUCAUUUGAUGCAAACACGGAAGGUAUUUUAUUUAUUUAACUGUCGAAUUUGAAUCAAACUAACUUCUCUGAUACACUAGUAGAACCUGUUAGAGUGUCAGUUCUUUGGAAGUGUAAAUAUGUUCAGUGGAUGUUGAUUAUUUUAGAUUGUACAGAAUUAUCAGAGCUGUCUCUUCCCCCUUGUGGCUGAUUAAUGUAACUACCUGCUGACUGUGAAACAUGUUGCACUACAUUGUACAGAUGGACUCCUGUAUGUUUUUGUCAAUGUUAUCCUGGUGGAGUUUUCUUUUUUGGUAUAAUGCAAAACAAAGUGAUACUUUAACAUCGUC
Messenger RNA from Archocentrus centrarchus (flier cichlid), 3692 nucleotides. Its product is annotated as type I phosphatidylinositol 4,5-bisphosphate 4-phosphatase-A-like. The transcript is spliced from 7 exons. Gene Ontology annotation, cellular component: lysosomal membrane; phagocytic vesicle membrane; plasma membrane. Lineage: Eukaryota; Metazoa; Chordata; Actinopteri; Cichliformes; Cichlidae. The record is from RefSeq and is a predicted model, not a curated record. Gene Ontology annotation, biological process: phosphatidylinositol dephosphorylation. Bases 175 to 966 code for a protein of 263 amino acids. Gene Ontology annotation, molecular function: phosphatidylinositol-4,5-bisphosphate 4-phosphatase activity.